AUGAAGUCCUGCAAGCCCAGCAAUCCCGCGCCCGGAGCGCGUGCCGCGCCCCCGUGCGCUGGCGGCGCCGAGUGCGCGGGCGCGUGCGCCGGGGCCGGCCGGCUGGAAAGCGCAGCGCGCAGGCGCCUGGCGGCCAACGCGCGCGAGCGCCGCCGCAUGCAAGGACUGAAUACUGCCUUCGACCGCCUGCGCAGGGUGGUACCUCAGUGGGGCCAGGAUAAAAAGCUGUCCAAGUAUGAGACCUUGCAAAUGGCUCUGAGCUACAUCAUGGCUCUGACCCGCAUUCUGGCUGAGGCCGAGCGAUUCAGCUCGGAGCGGGACUGGGUCAAUCUCCACUGCGAGCACUUCGGCCGCGACCACUACCUCCCGUUUGCGGGCGCGAAGCUGCCGGGCGAGACCGAGCCCUAUGGCCAGAGGCUCUUCGGCUUCCAGCCGGAACCCUUCCAAAUGGCCAGUUAG
Pteronotus mesoamericanus is the source of this 459-nucleotide messenger RNA. RefSeq names its product atonal bHLH transcription factor 7 (gene ATOH7). Lineage: Eukaryota; Metazoa; Chordata; Mammalia; Chiroptera; Mormoopidae. Gene Ontology annotation, cellular component: nucleus. Gene Ontology annotation, biological process: axon development; sensory organ development; neural retina development. The record is from RefSeq and is a predicted model, not a curated record. The coding region runs from base 1 to 459 and encodes 152 amino acids. Gene Ontology annotation, molecular function: DNA-binding transcription factor activity, RNA polymerase II-specific; protein dimerization activity; E-box binding. The transcript has a single exon.